Lolium perenne is the source of this 1233-nucleotide messenger RNA. Its product is annotated as bisdemethoxycurcumin synthase. The record is from RefSeq and is a predicted model, not a curated record. Gene Ontology annotation, biological process: polyketide biosynthetic process. Gene Ontology annotation, molecular function: acyltransferase activity, transferring groups other than amino-acyl groups. Lineage: Eukaryota; Viridiplantae; Streptophyta; Magnoliopsida; Poales; Poaceae.
CUGCGCAGUGCCCAGCGGUCGACGUACGUACAUGGCCACCGUCCACCAGAUCCGGCGCGCUCAGCGUGCGGACGGCCCGGCGGCCGUCCUCGCCAUUGGCACGGCGAAUCCGGAGACCACCAUGCUGCAGGGCGAUUACGCCGACUACUACUUCCGCGUUACCAAGAGCGAGCACCACGCCGACCUCAAGGACAAACUCAAGAGAAUUUGUAAGAAAUCAGGGAUCGAGAAGCGCUACGUGCACCUCGACGAGGAGCUCCUCGCCGCGCACCCGGACUUCAGCGACCGCACGUUGCCGACCCUCGACGCCCGCAUAGAAAUUGCCUCCGCCGCGGUACCCGCGCUCGCCGCGUCCGCCGCCGCGAAGGCCAUCGCCGAGUGGGGGCGCCCGGCGUCCGACAUAACCCACCUUGUCUUCAGCACCUACUCCGGCGGCAAGGCACCGAGCGCCGACCUCCGCCUGGCGUCGCUCCUUGGCCUCCGUCCCACCGUGUCCCGCACCAUACUCAGCCUCAACGGCUGCUCCGGCGGCGGCAGGGCCCUGCAGAUCGCCAAGGAGCUCGCCGAGAACAACCGCGGCGCGCGCGUCCUCGUGGCCUGCUCUGAGAUCACCCUCAUAGCGUUCUACGGGCCCCUGGAGGACCGCCUCGACACCAUCCUCGGCCAGGGCAUUUUUGGCGACGGCGCGAGCGCGGCGAUCGUCGGCGCCGAUCCCGUCGUGGUCGGCACCGUCGAGCGCCCGCUGUUCGAGAUGGCCUUCGCCACGCAGACGACGAUACCGAAGACAGAGGGCGACAUCAGCAUGCAGCUCAUGAAAGGCGGCCUCGACUUCCACCUCUCCACCCGAGUGCCGAAGUUACUGAAAAACAACAUCAAGCGCUGUCUGAUCGACACCUUCGAGCUUCUUGGUGUCAGUGCUACGUGGAACGACCUAUUCUGGGCGAUCCACCCAGGGGGCCGUGUGAUCUUGGAUCACGUCGAGGAACUGCUCGCGCUGGACGACGGGAAGCUGGCGGCGAGCCGACGGGUGCUGAGUGAGUUCGGUAACAUGAGUGGCGCGACGGUGAUCUUCGUGCUCGAUGAGCUGCGCCGGCGCAUGGCAAGGGGAGAGGAGGUGGCCGAGUGGGGAGUGAUGAUGGCGUUCGGCCCGGGGAUCACGAUCGAGACGAUGGUGCUGCACGCCUCAUGCAACCUCCAGGAAAACUAGACGUUUAUCUAUAUAUACAUGCACGC